Cetraspora pellucida is the source of this 1248-nucleotide messenger RNA. The record is from the annotation of a GenBank genome assembly. Lineage: Eukaryota; Fungi; Glomeromycota; Glomeromycetes; Diversisporales; Gigasporaceae.
AUGGCAUAUCGACUUCCUUUUGGAAAAUUACUUCAUCAUUCAACAAGGAAUCUCUUGAUAUUGGUAUAUGGAUCACAUUUUCAAGCAUUAGAUACAAGCACAGGUGCAAUAAUAGCUAGUACAUGUACUUUAUAUUCAGAUAAUACCGAUCAAGAACCUACAACACCUCAAGUAAAAUAUAUUUCAACUAGCGAUGUGAAAGAAGGUUCCAUAAGGGCCAUUGCAUUUCACAAUAAAGUUGAUGGAUCUUUACUCGCAUCAAGUGGCGAGAAUAAGCUUUUGAAGGUCUGGGAUAUUAAAGAAUGGAAGUUACUUAGUUCAAGACCGGUUCCGAAACGCGUCGUAUCCAUUGCGUUAAAUAACGAUGGAUCACAAAUUAUAACGGCAGACAAAUUUGGAGACGUUUAUAGUUAUCCAACAAAUCCUGAGAAUACUUCAAAAUUAUUGUUAGGUCACGUAUCUAUGAUCACCGAUAUGGUGCUGACACCAAACAAUGAAUUUGUUAUCACAGCUGACCGUGACGAACAUAUACGUGUCAGUCAAUUUCCAAAAGGAUAUAAUAUCGAAUCUUAUUGUUUUGGUCAUACACAGUUACACAUAUUACCUUGGGACUCUGAUUUAUUACUUUCUGCAGGUGGCGAUGAUUUUAUUGCUUUAUGGGAUUAUGUGCCAGGGAGAUUAAUACAAACACUUGAUAUUAAAAACUUUAUACAAAAUCAGCUCAUUGAAGCAAACGAAUCAAACAUUGAUGCCACGAAUACCAUAUCUGAAUCAAAGAACAUUACAGUCAUGUCUAUUUCAAGCAGCAUUGUUAUGCAGCAUAUUGCCAUAAUCAUAGAGAAAUUUCCAGGGGUCUUAAUAUUAAAUUGGGAUGCAGAGCAACGCCAUGUUAAGUAUAUGCAAACGUUAUCACUUAAUGCAAAUCCAUUGGAUUGUGCAUAUGAUCUCCGAGGAAAUUUGUGGGUCUCAAGUUCAUCGAAGGAUGGUGGUGACAUUGAAGAAGGUUUAAUAACUCUUUUCCUAAGACAAGACAACAAUAAGUACGAAAAAGCUUCAAGGGAUCAUCAAUUGGUUUAUCAAAUAAAUAAAUUUGGAUCUAUGAAAAAUGAUGUGCUUCCAGAACUAUACACUACCAGUCAACUUCGUAAAGAUCCUACUGAUUGGAGAAAACAAAAAAACCAAAAUGAAGAUGAAGAUGUUCCAGAGGAAGCUACUCAAAUGAUGGGAAUUAAAGGUUGGAUCAUAUGA